AUGCUCGACGCAACAGCCUCUCGAUUCUACACCACGCCAAUGACCACGCCGCCGUCGCGGCCGGAUGCGACGCCGACGCAGCGAAGGUACCACUACCUCGACCACCGCCCGCCUGCCGGGAUCCCUGAGCGAGCAACGUUGCUGCUGCUGCACGGCUUCCCCGACUUUUCCUACGGCUGGAGGAACGUCGUUGCACCGCUGAAACUCGCCGGCUUCCGACUCAUCAUCCCGGACCUGCUCGGAUACGGUCUGACCUCGUCGCCGCCCACCUCGGCCGCAUCCACCGCGCCGGGCACCGAAUCGCGCCUCGCAGAGUACGGAGGCCGCGCCAUCUCGAUCGACCUCAACGGCCUGCUCGAUCACGCACGUGCCGCUCAGGGCUCCGAAUACGGCGCAGAGAGCCUCACCUCGGACGGCCGCAAUGGUCGCGUCAUCGUCCUGUGCCACGACUGGGGCUCGUGGCUCGGUUGGAGAUUCGCUCAGUGGUACCCCGAGCGUGUCAUGGGCGUGGCCGGUCUCUGCGUGCCCUUCCAAGCACCUACAUCCAAGUAUCUGUCCAUCGACAUGGUGGUGAAAAACGUGCCCAACUUUGGAUACCAAAAGUUCUUUUCCGAAGAGAGGAGCACCAAGAUCAUCGAGCAGCACCUGGAGCGCUUCUUGGCCAUCAUCUACAUGAUCCCCGGUCUGUUUAGCGCCGACUCCGAGAACGACGAAGAGAUCCGGGACUGGCAUCUGCUGGGCAAGCUGGAAAAGCUGAUCACCAUGCCCGAGUUCUCGGACAUCCCGCUCAAGUAUCUCGGCCGCAUGAUUCUGGAUGGUGAGCAGCUUGCGCACUACGAGCGCAUCUUCCGCAGCCGCGGGAUGGAGGGUCCGCUCAGCUGGUACCGCACGCGCGAGGUCAACUGGCAAGAAGACCGUGCGCUCACAUCCAAGACGCUGCCCGAAUCGCUCCCCGCGCUGCUCAUCUCGCCCAAGGACGACGUAGCCGUUCCACCCGCCAUGGGCAAGACCAUGCUCAAACACGUACCCCAGACCGAAAUUAUCGAGGUGGCAGGAAGUGGUCACUGGGUCCAGAACGAGCUCCCCGGCGUCGUGGUGCAGCACUUCAAGGAGUGGGUCGAACGAUCGGUGCUGCCAAAUGAGAAGAAGGGCAGCGGCAUGCUCGGAUGGCUGCGAAGCAAGCUCUAG
This is a messenger RNA of Moesziomyces antarcticus, 1188 nucleotides long. RefSeq names its product epoxide hydrolase. The record is from RefSeq and is a predicted model, not a curated record. The transcript is spliced from 2 exons. Bases 1 to 1188 code for a protein of 395 amino acids. NCBI's taxonomy places the organism in Eukaryota, Fungi, Basidiomycota, Ustilaginomycetes, Ustilaginales, Ustilaginaceae. Gene Ontology annotation, molecular function: hydrolase activity.